UUGAAUUUGAUUAUAAUGCAAAAGUUAACACGCUGUCACGGAGGCACCAUCACUGUCAUGUUGCCAAAUCUGGAAUUUAUGCACUUUUCAUAACCAUUUACCAGCCGCAAGAUUUCCCUGUAUUUCAGCAAGAAAACAAUGAGGCAGUGUCACAAGAGGGAAAUGCCAGAUCUGUAGAGAAGAUUAAGAAGCGUGUGAAGACACCUUAUUCUUUGAAAAGGUGGCGUCCUUCCACAUGGGUCAUCUCCACUGAAACACUGGAUGGAGAGGUGAACAACAAUGGGCACAGCCAGCAGACAGCAAUAGCAGCAGCUGGAGGAGGUCAUGCAAGUUCUGGAAAAUCAAAAUCCAGUGUCGCUGAGUUUCUGGUCAGUGGAGGAAUGGCGACUCUCACUAUAACCUCUGACUAGAGCCACCAACAUUCUACCAGCCAAAUACGGCAAAUUCCAGCUCUAAAUAUGGGAUUUCUUUUCUCACUGGGGCUCCUGUGCAAGAUGCUGUGCAGCAGUUAAAGAGCUUCAUCUAGAGCUUGUUUACAUCGGAAAACAAUUGAAAAACAGUGCAGACGAUAUGAAUGGCCCCUAAUUCACAUCAAAUGAAAACUUUAAUACAAUGACCAGGAAGAACAAAAUUUUUGUCAACCUUCACUUUUAAUAAAAAUGAAUUUUUGCUAGAAGAAAGAAGCUGCAAUCAAUGGAGACAGCUGUGUUCUUCCCUAUAAUUAAGCUUACGCAUGUUCCGUUUUCAAAGCUCAUACCAGAUUUCUGUUUAAAACUGGGGACCACAGUUUUUAGACAGUAUAUGAAUAAUUUGUUAAAAUAUUAGGCCUAUGUAUAACCGAACAUUUGGCCUUCCAGGCCAGUCUUAGUACAAGUCUUAGUACUGUUUUAAACAACCAUGCAUUAUAAUGGAUUUUUUAUGGCUUAAUAUAAAAAUACUGAACUUCUCCUUGGAUUACAGAUUUUUUUGGCAGUAAAUAGUGUUUAUCACAGGGUAAAUGUAAGAAAAUGACAUUAAGCGUUUUAACUAAACCUGUUCUGUACUGUAAUUUUGUACUAAAAGUGUUUGUCUCACAAUAAUUUAAUUGAGUCUCCCUUCCAGAAUGACCUCUGACAUAUGAAAUGUAAUAUCAUGUCAUGGUCAUUUAUCUUUCCCCUGACCACUUCUGUCAAGUGUGGCAUCCAUGUAACGUUUAACAGCCAUUCCCUUUCAGAAAGGAAACUUCAAUGCUGCAUCAGAAGCUGACACUGUAGGAGUACCCCUCAUGGGGCGGUGGCCUUGAAACCCCAUACCAUCACGCAAAUUUGAUUGGCUGGUGAAACUUGCCGCUUUGGCCAUAUUCUGUCAUCAUAGUAAGCAUAUAAGCCAGAGCCCAGCUACACACCAUUAGAAUUUUCCUCUUUCAGGGCUGCAUAGACAUCUCUCGUACCCUAAAUCAAUGCUUCACUGUUUGUCUUGCAUCCGGUCAGCGGGAACGAGUUUUACUCUUCUCCCUUUGUACGCCAGCAAACAGGCACCUCUUGAAUACUCUUCCAGGUUUGUAUUGUGUUUAAAGAGGUAAAUGUUUAACAAGUGUUUUCCAUCUGUGAGUGAUACAUCCCUCUGGCUGACGUGCUUGAGCGCUGUUCUCUAACAGUGCUCAUUGAGACUGAUUGCUUUCAAUGUGAGCAUAUGAAACUCAUGAAGCUUGGCUCUAGCGGCUCACUUUUGAUUUGAAAGCUAAAGCCUCUUCCAGGUUGCUCCUCUGCAGCUCCCAAGGGACCAUAUGAGUAAGACACGAGAGGAUGGGAAGUAGAGCGGCCUCUGAGAUUGAGUUGCUUGAAGUUCUCACCUGAGCCCUCAAAAAAGGUUCAGCUGCAUAUAGAGCAUUUUGGUGCCCUGUCAGUAAGUGUCCUUCCUAUGAAUGAAACUUGACUCAUUUGCAAGUCAACAUAAAUUACCAACUAACGUGUUCAGUCCAUUCUCCUAUGGUUGACAAUGUUCAAGCUGGAGAGAACCCUGCCACUGAAAAAAGCUGAAAGGCGUUUACCGUGUCGGCGCACCUUUGAGCUUCGCCGCUGGUACUGCCCUUUCCAGAGUUGCAUAUUUUGACUUAACGUUCUCUUCAUUCAGUGAGAGUAUCUGGAAUCUGGUGCAGCUGCCUUUGCGAUGCUUAUGAAAAGUGUCAUGCCACAAAUUGGCACUCCGGUCACCAAGAUCUCUGCCCAAGAAAUUGGCAGGUCUAUGGGCAGCCUGGUAUCAGUGGAAUUACACUUCUGGCUAAAAUUGUCAGAUAUUUACUACUCGCUUUCUCCACCAUUGUGAGCCAGGAAAGCGAGUGUGACAUCUCCCCAGUAACACAGGUCGUUUACCCCUGUUUUUACUGUUAUUGUUACCUAAGCAGCCCUUUUGGUUUCCCCGCUGUUGUAAGCUGGAAAUCAGUCUGUGGCAUGACACAAGUCAUUUCAAUGCCUGCUUUUACUGUUUCAAUGCCAUGCCAGAGAACUGGCAUCUCACAACACAAACUUAAAUCCUUGUCACAUAGCAUGUAUGCUGAAUAGACCCUGUGAAGCAGUUUCCGCCUCACCUCAAUAAUGUUCUGUCCUCUCCUGUACAGUGUGAAACUGAACGAUUUUAUGCUCAGAGGUACAAUACCUCCUCUUCAAAGAUGCGAUAGAGGAAGUACCAGAAUGCGAGGCACAGAACGGCUUCUACAGCCAUUAUUUUCUUAUUGCGAAGUAGGACGGUGGGUUGUGGCCCAUACUAGACUUGAGGUUCUUGAAUUGGACACUUAGAGUAUAAGUCUCCAUUCAAUGUAAUUAAUAAAAGACAGAUUUUGUCUCAUGUCCAUUCACUGGACCGGUUUGUAUCAAGUGAUCUGCAGACUCAUAUGUGCAGAUAUCCCCUUGCAGCAGAUGUACGAAAUGUGUUGAUGCAGUCACUCCGAUGAGACUGAACAGUGUCCGUAUUACCUCAGUGAUUGGCUGCUGGUAGCUCAACUGAUGGUACAAGCCUGUUUCCUCUUGUCACUUCCAGGUGUUUAUACAGAGAAGGUGAGUCCGGAUUGGUUCCUGAAGGGUGUUGUCACAUUAACUAAUGAUGAUUGAAGUGAUAAAUAACCAAUCACAAAACCUAAGAAUCAUGAAAGUAAAGAACAAAUGAAAAGAUGAAAGAAAACAAGCGAAAUACGCUGCAGAAUGUAACACCCACACCCUUAAAAACAAACAUCUAUACAUAAUAUAGUGUUUGACAAAAGAACCAAAUUAUUGACAAAAAAUGAACUCACCUCAUCAAACCCGGGACAAAGCGUCUGCAACUAUAUUAUCCAUACCUUUUUUGUACUUUAUCUCAAGGUUAUAAUUUUGAAUGAUGAGGGACCAUCUCAUCAACCUCUCGUUCUGGUUGUACAUGCGCAGAAAGAAAGUCAGUGGAUUAUGGUCUGUAUAAACCAUUAGAGGAUGAAUUGUGGAACCAACAUACACAUCAAAAUGUUGAAGUGCCAACAGUAACGCUAGGGCUUCUUUCUCGAUAGUAGAAUAAUUACGCUGAUAUUUAUUAAACUUCUUCGAGAAUAACAAACAGGAUGAUCAAUCCCAUCUAUCCCCUCCUGCAAAAGAACAGCACCUGCUCCUACAUUGCUAGCAUCUACUUCCAGCUUAAAUGGUAUGGAAAAAUCUGGGGUAGACAACAUGGAAGCACGCAUAACAGGGUUUUAAUAUCGUCAAAAGUAUUUUGACAUUCAAGUGACCAUACAAACGGCUCUGAAGGACUAAGUAAAGUAGUCAAUGGAGUGGCGACAGAAGAAAAAUUCCGGCAAAAACACAGAUAGUAACCGCCCAUGCCUAAAAACCUACGUAGCUCACAUCUGGCAGUUGGCACGGGAAAUUCACUAAUAGCCAAAAUGUUUGCUGUCAAAGGAUGCACUUGACACAUGUUUUCCUAAAUAGGUCACAGUUGCUUUCCCGAUCUCACACUUAGCAAGGUUUAGUGUCAGAGAUGCCUUCUCUAGAUGCUUAAACACAAUUUCUAGCAACGAUACAUGCUCCGACCAACUUUGUGAAUAGACUAUUAGAUCAUCAAGGUAAGCAUUGCAAUUUGGAACAUCAACAAGCACUAAAUUGACCAGUCUUUGAAAUGUUGCAGUGGCGUUUCGCAAACCAAACGCCAUAACAUUAUAUUGUAGGAAGCAAUCUGGUGUCACGAAAGCAGAAAUUUCCGAUGGCCUGGGGGUCAAAGGAACUUGCCAAUACCCUUUAAGCAAGUCGAGCUUACUGACAAACUUCGCUGACCCUACACCAUGAAUGCAGUCUUCCAUUCUUGGUAAUGGAAAGCAGUCUGGUAUUGUAACAGUGUUCACGCGUCGAUAAUCUGUACAGAAAUGUUUAGUGCCAUCUGGUUUCUGUACUCAAAGGCAUGGAGAACUCCAGGGACUAAUACUAGGACUAACUAAUCCUCUCUCCAACAAGUACUGUGUUUCCUCUUUCAUCAUAGCUCUCUUAAACGCAUGAAUCCUAUAAGGGUAUUGUUUAAUUGGCUGUGCAUUACUUACAUUAAUAUCUUGAUGCAGCACAUUCGUUUGUGUGGGAACAUCACCUAAAAUAGUAGAAAAAUUGUUAAGAAGCUCAACAAUAUCCUGCCUUUGAUCAGCAUUAAGAUGAACCAAAAAGAUUAGGCAAGUCUGCAAGUGUUUCCGAAUUCAAUAACCUAGCGGAUAAUAAUGGAAUGUUGGGCCCCAAUAUACCAUCCAGGUCAGCAUCAUGCUGCACAGCAUCUGGACGCAUCUCACACACAACGGCUACUGGAAAGACAACAGAACCUUCAUUUUUCAUAGUAAGGGAUUCUGUAUCAGAGCUACCUCUAGUAUGAUAAGUUUCAGCAUAUUAACAUGGCAUACUCGUUUCUGACGUUUUCUGUCAGGGGUACUCACCACAUAAUCUGUCUCACUCUUUUUCUCUAGGAUCCCCAUAAGGUCCAGAAAAUCGUGCAGAUAAUGCAGAUCCAGGAAUGGGAAGCAAGACCAACACUUGGUCACCAACUGCAAAAGAUCUGCCUACAGCAUUUUUAGCAUAACACUCUUUCAUCCUCUUCUGAACAUUAGACAAAGAUUCACGAGCUAGAAUGCAAGCUUUAUAAUUUUCAGUGGUCCCCAAGACCAACUCCGACGGACUAAACUUGAGGGAUUCCCGCACAGUUUCUCGAACUGAGAAUAAAACCAAUGGAACCCCUUCAUCCCACUCUCUUCCUGUCUCAAUGCAAUAUAUCCUCAACAUUGCUUUUAGUGUCUGGUGGAACACUGGAUAUACGGGAUGUGAUAUUUAGUGACUUGAAAACCUGUGAGCACAAUUUAGAUAAAAAAUUAGUUCCCUGAUCGGUUUGUAUGACCUUUGGUAAACCAAAAGUCAUAACAACCACUUUGGCUGUAAUUUUGCGCAGUGGAAUAGCCUUUGGAUACCUGGUAGUAGUGCACAUGAUCAUGAGCAAAAAUUGGUGUAAAGGCCCCACACAAUCCACUAUCACAUGUUCAAAAGGUUCACCAAACACAGGAAUUGGGAUUAAAGGAGCUGUUGGAAUAACCUGGUUAGGUUUUCCCACAUACUGACAAAUGUGUCAAGCCUUACAAUACUGUAUCAUAUCGUGCUUAAAACCAUACCAAAAAAAAAUGUUGAAGGACGCAGUUAUAGGUCUUUGAUAUUCCCAAAUGUCCCGACAACAGGUGAUCAUGCGCGAAUGACAAAACCUGCUGCAGAAAGACAGUGGGAACCACUACUUGAUAAACUAUGUCCCACUCAUUCUCUGUAGUACUACUUAAGUAAGGAGUAAACCAUCUUUAACCAAGAACGAAACAUUGUUAAAUUUGCUGCUCUCCGCCAGUUUGAAACAUUUUGCUAGCGAGGAAUCAUUUUUUUGAGCUUCGAUGAGUUUUUCACAAGUUACAGUUAACGUCAAAGGGUCACUCACUACAACUUCCCUCAGAUGGCUGUUGUCACAAGACUUGGUUUCCACAACCUCCUCAGUUUCUCCUUCUGUACAUAAGAAAGAGUCAGAUAAAGAUAUAUCAUUCCCUUUCUUAGAUUGGACACAUGUAACAGCACACGCAGAAUAUGCACUCAGGUAUUUCUGAAACAACUCAUCUGUCUUAGGUUGGGUCGGCAGAGUGUCUAAUAUUUCCAACAAAGGUAAUACCUUUCCCCCGGCUAAAUCAUUGCCUAGGAUGAAAGAUACUCCCUUCAUCGGCAAUAACGGAUAUACUCCUACCUCCACAAAGUCUGUCACCAACUCUGAUUGGAGAUGAAUACCAUGUAUGUGAACCUUCAUUACCUCCAUACUACAACUUCCCUCAGCUAGCUGUUGUCACAAGACUUGGUUUCCACAACCUCCUCAGUUUCUCCAUCUGUACAUAAGAAAGAGUCAGAUAAAGAUAUAUCAUUCCCUUUCUUAGAUUGGACACGUGUAACAGCACAUGCAGGAAAUGCACUCGGAUACUUCUGAAACAACUCAUCUGUCUUAGGUUGGGUCAGCAGAGUGUCUAAUACUUCCAACAAUGGUAAUACCUUUCCCCCGGCUAAAUCAUUGCCUAGGAUGAAAGAUACUCCCUUCACCGGCAAUAACGGACGUACUCCUACUUCCACAAAGUCUGUCACCAACUCCGAUUGGAGAUGAAUACGAUGUAUGUCAACCUUCAUAACCUCUAUGCUAUUGUCUUCUAAGAACUGGUCCAGCUAAUGAUGCGAAGAAAUAUUUUUUUUGUUUGUUUUUUGGGAAAAGUAGGCUUUUGAAGGUUUUCAAAAGCCUCCUUUAAGACAGGAUUGACUGCAUCUCUAAUACCUUUUAGUCCAUAUUACAUUUAUAUGUUUUGUAUUUGUUGUAUGUAUUUGUGGACUCACUGUUUUUUGUAUCAUUUUGAAAUGUGCAAUUGACUUUAGCUUUGAGGUGCUCCACAAGAUUUUUUGCAGCAUUUGUUUAUUUUUUUCCUUUAGAUUAUAUUCUAAAGAGCUGCACUCAGCAGUAGCAACUCUAUGUCCAAUUAGCCACCCCGACUGUGUUUGAAGAAAAUGUAACGGAUGACGAACCUAUACCUUUUCAACAAUGCCAUGAGAAUUUUGUUCUUUUUAUUGUUUAUUUGUUUGACCAAUAUUAAUUUACACAUGAAUAACCCCGUAAAUUCGCUCAUGGACCACCACUGCCAAAAGCAUUGUCUCUAAAACUGAAGAUGGUGGUGUUUCAACUCAGAGAAACAUAUUCCACCAUCCUCAGUCUAUGGCAAUAAAUAAAGAUUCCAUUCUAUUUAAGUCUAAAGCCUUGCAGGAUUGAGAGGCCACUGGCCCAUCAAAAACUUGCUAUUUAAGUUGUGCAGCCUAAGUGUAUUCUGUCUAAUUUACAAAUGUCAUGUGCACUUUAUAGAAAUAAAUUGCUAUAAAAGACUUAUGUUUUCAAUGAGUCAAAUAAAUAUGACUGCAUAAAAUGAGGUUGAGCUCAUAAGGAGCUCAUGGUUUCUUUAAUUGGCUUGUUAUUGCUCCCUAAAUCAACUGCUGUGGGAACUUCAAGCCCUGAGUCUUUAUCAGUUAAUAAUUGCAAUUACAUUGAGGUUAUUAUUUUUACAGUCUGGAUGUGUGAGUUAUAUAGUAUGUGCAAAAUGUGCUAUAUGUGCAAAAUCUGCAGACAUACACAUGAGCAGGAUGAGUGCAUAUGGUGUAGGUAAAGGAAAUGGAAACCACAAGUAUGAGAAUGUACAGAAGAUGAGGGAAGAUUGCAAUGACAGAGUCAAAGUGUAUGUGUUCAACAGUGUGACUUUGAUGGCGGCUCUCAGGAUAAGCCGGAAUGAAAAUCUGGGUUGAGUUUGAGGCCAUCUGUGACAUACCUUGCUUGUGUUAAAGAUGGAUUGGCAAUAUUUGAGGAAUACUGCUUUAUUUGUGGCCCUAUUUCUGAUUUUCAUCCUCCAUGUGAGCACUGAUGCACAAGGUCAUGCCCCCCAAUGUCCUGUCUUCAAAGUUCAGAGGAGGACUGUUCAUAAAACUUGCAUAAACAAGCCUUUGCGGGUCUCCUGCAAUCUGCAGUAUUGUGAUGAUCCGGCAAUCAAUGUUACCUGGACUAAAGCUGACAACUCAGAUGAAUGGAUUUCAGUAACUGGAAUAGCUCAAAUGCAAACUUCACAGGAACAUUUACUUUCUGAUCUAAAGAUAUUGACUUCAUAUUUAACUUUCACCAAUAUAUCAAAGCAUCAUGAUGGCCUCUACAGAUGUGAACUUAAAUUACCAAAAUCCACAACAGUUAGCCAUUAUAUUAAUGUCUCUGUCUCAGAUGACAACAUUGGAGGUGGAUUGUUGUGUAGGCCCACUGAAAUGUCAACAGGAAGAGACAACACUGAUACCAUCUCUGAUCCAUAUCCAUGGUGGCUGCCUUAUUUAAUUAUCUGUUUGGGUAUUGUGAUUCUGGUCCUCAUUGUAAUGCUUGUCUCAAUCCUGUGUAUAUGUGGAUUUAAAUGUUCAAGAAAAAAGGGCACACAAAGGGCACAGGUUCAGUAUACAGUAACAUCCAUGUUGACGUCACCUAGCCCAAAUGCUCCGAAGCGUGGUGAAUUAGUCCAGCACUCAGAAGAAACACAUCGCCACUAUAGUGACCGCAGCACAUCUAAUGUUAUAUUUUCCCCUGACCACUCUACACUGCAUGUGUCAGAUGAUGGUGUUGAUACUUUGUCCAACAGGAGAGAUAAUACAUCAAGCCAUAUUUUAUAUGCAUCUCUGAAUCACCUCACACCUACACAAAGAUAUAAUGCUCCCUGUCAGUCAGGAGAGUUUUCAGAGUAUGCAUCAAUCCGGGUCUCCUGAUAUUCUCAUUGUUGAAAAGACCAGCAUAUGUUGUGUUUUGGAUGCUGGUACCAAGUAUGUGAUUUUGGUGUGCUGUGAUCUCCAUCAGGAUUCUUAACUCCUUGGUCAACCAGCUUCACCAGUAAGAUGCUAUCAGUAAAACCAUGCUGGUUGACUGGUAUUAUUUGCUGUUGAACAAUAUGACACCAACACUAAACCAGCACUUACCAGCAAAAACCAGUCUGGACUAUAAUGGACAAUAAUUUUUUUUUUUUAAGCAACGCUAUCAGGAUGUCUGGCAAAAGUCAAGCAAAAUUUGUGUCUCCAAUGUCUCCAAGAUUUAAUUGUGAUUUCUGAGACUGUAGCUGUGUGUUCCCUCAUGCUAUUCCAACUAACAGGAAGCAGAAGAUGUAUGCACCCUACCUACCUAUUUUUUCACAACCCAUCGUGCAAACAAACACCACAUUAUGUUACUUUCCUUGUUACAUCACGGAAAACUUUUGCUACGAGUUCAGUGUGGUUUCUCUAAGUGAAACUCCUACUGAAUACCACUAAUCACAUAAGUGGCUGAUGCAACACAUGCAAAUCCUGAAGACUCCUUAGAGGUUAGUUUAAGGACUAAAAUGAAAUAGUUACAGUUAAUAGUUAGAAACAAUAGUAAAAAAAAUAAAUAAAUAAAUAAAAUAA
This is a messenger RNA of Myxocyprinus asiaticus (Chinese sucker), 9470 nucleotides long. RefSeq lists its product as uncharacterized. NCBI's taxonomy places the organism in Eukaryota, Metazoa, Chordata, Actinopteri, Cypriniformes, Catostomidae. Gene Ontology annotation, cellular component: plasma membrane. Gene Ontology annotation, molecular function: signaling receptor activity. The record is from RefSeq and is a predicted model, not a curated record. Gene Ontology annotation, biological process: immune response-regulating cell surface receptor signaling pathway. The coding region runs from base 7854 to 8804 and encodes 316 amino acids. The transcript has 8 exons.